GCUUUUGCCAUGAACGACCAUUUCAUGCUCUCGAGUUCGCCGCGUGCCAAGCAGCAGCGAGGCCUGCGGCAGUGGUACCUCGGCGACGCCGAGAUGGCGCCCAAGCGCUUCUGCGGCGGGUGGCUCAAGCGCGGGCCGUUCAUCUGCCUCCACGCGACCGUCGCCAUCAUCCUCAUCUUGCUCAUCGUCAUCCCGAUCCUCACUGCCGUCGUUGUGCCGCGCAGCAUCCAAACCAAGUUUGCCGCUUCGCUCGCCGGAUCGACAGACUCGAGCAAAACCGUCUUUGCCGUGACCAACAACUCGAACGGCGAGUUCAACGUGACGACGACGAUUGCGGCGGCGACCUUUCUGCCGGGUACAGCGACGAUCGACGGGCCGUUCACGCUCGCGCUCUCGGACGCCUCGGGCAAAGGCUGGGCCACCAUCACGGUCGCCGACGCGGUCUCGUUUCCGAUCAACCACGACGCGACGGUGACGUUCUCGGCGCGCCUUCUGGUCUAUGACACCCCGUCCCCGACUUUGCUGGCGGCUUUUGCCACGUCAAAAGAGCUCGCGACGACCGUCAAUACGUCCUGGACGAUCCGACUUUGGGGCUUUGUGUGGUACCGGGAUCUCGCGCUGCGUGGCGUGCACACGGUGCGCACAGUUAAUUCGUUCAACGCGAUGUUUGCGUCGGCGUUUGCUCCCACGUCCGCCGCAACCGCCAAGACGACCGUCGCCUUUGAGGCCAACGGCGCCAACAACUUUCGCGUCACAACGACGAUUGCGCCGCUCUCGACGCUGCCCGGUACGAUCACGAUCGCGCCGCCGCUUGUCUUUACGGUCGCCGACUCGACAAACGCGGGCUGGGCCAACGUCAGCUUCUUGGACCCGAUCGCACUGCCGCUGUACGCGCCCGCGUCACUGUCGCUCAAUGGACAGCUCAAGGUCUAUCGCUUCCCGAGCGCGAUCGUAGUGGCGCAGGCGCUGUUGGGUCAAAACGUCACAAUGCGCGUCUCAACGGAGGUGACGGCGUCGCUCUACGGGCGCGUGUGGUACGCGCGUCUGCCUCUCCAAGCCGACGUCGACAUCAACUCGCUCCUGGGCGCGACCAUCUGGAGCGCGAUCACGAGCCUCUUGUCAUAAACGAAUGAGCUUUGCAUGGAAGUACUUGUGUUCUUGAGGUUCUCGGAUAGAUGCCACCAUGAUCCUGUAGUAGAGUCAAUACAGAGCUGCCAGCUG
Saprolegnia diclina VS20 is the source of this 1221-nucleotide messenger RNA. RefSeq lists its product as hypothetical. Bases 10 to 1125 code for a protein of 371 amino acids. The transcript has a single exon. The record is from RefSeq and is a predicted model, not a curated record. NCBI's taxonomy places the organism in Eukaryota, Oomycota, Saprolegniomycetes, Saprolegniales, Saprolegniaceae.